Molecule: messenger RNA, 14748 nt
Organism: Pseudophryne corroboree (corroboree frog)
Lineage: Eukaryota; Metazoa; Chordata; Amphibia; Anura; Myobatrachidae
Product: serine-rich adhesin for platelets-like
Exons: 9
Coding region: 1-14748 (4915 amino acids)
Source: RefSeq, a predicted model, not a curated record
AUGGGUCUACCAGAUUGUUUACGUGUUUCCACCUCUUCCAUUGAUCCCAAGAAUUCUCAAAAGAAUAAAAAGGUAACAGGUUACAGCAAUUCUCAUUGCUCCAGAUUGGCCAAGAAGGGCCUGAUCUUGUAUAUUUCAUGUUCUGUGACCACCAUCAGUAGGAAUGCUGAACCUCGUGGGAUUGCUUUGCUCUCCACGCUUAAGAACACAGUGGGAACUCCAUCGGUAAUUGCACAGGCAACAGAUACAAGCAGAACAUCUAUUAGAUACACAACAACAAUCCCCAGUGAGACACAUAUUACAGGCCUCGAGGCAAACUUGGUAUCUCCAAAGCCACUAACAUUGUCUACUGAAAAGCCAACAACAUGGAAAACUACCCUUUCCGUAUCUGCAGAAGCAAAACCUCCACCAGCAAACAGAACAAUGGCACAGCCUACAAAAUUGAUUACAACAACAGAACAAGUAAGAGAGAGAACAGUAACAAAUAUAAGAGAUCUGACCAUGCUAACAACUGAAGAAACACCAGCAGAAACAGAUGGAGGAGAAACAAAAAGUAUAAUAAAUGAAAAGACAACACCAUUUUUAACUUCAAGAAUAGUCAAACAAAGCGCAACUGUUGACUAUUCUGUUGCAGCAUCUUCAAGAAAAAACACACAGGUUACUACUAUUCCAACUGAGAAAGAAGCUUCAUCAGGUGUAUCAAAUACAGGAAUAGCAAAAUUAGCAACAGAAUCAGCAACACACACUACAAAAACAGCAACUUCAAGCCCAAUAAAAAAACAUGUGAUUGAAACAGCAGAAUCUCCAUCCACUCCAAAAGGAACAACAAAACGAAUUACAGAUAUAAUAAAAGAAAGUGAAACUAUAAAAACAGGGAGAGUAACAAGUUCAACAGAAACCAUAUUGUUAGUCACAACAUCUACAGAGAAGAAGACAUUGCAGACACCUAAAUCAACAAUAGAAUUAACAUCAACAGCAAGACUAUCACAAUUAGCCCUGGAGACCACAACAGAUUUUACGCCAGUAACAAGUAUAACAUCAACUUCCGAAACCACAUUAGAACCAAUAACAGACAUUAAACCUUCAACUAGCAGAUAUACAAUUAAAAAUGCAGAUAUGAAAACAACCUCAAUAACAGCAGUAACAAGUGGAAUCAAAUAUAUUGCAAUUUCUACUAAUAUUGGAACAACAAAAAAACCUACUGACACUGCAAAUAGAAAAUCUAUAGAAAUUACAACAAUAGACAUUUCAGGACAAUCUGAGGGGAUGACUAUUAUAGACACAGCAACACUUACCGCUGUAGAAGGUUCAACAAUAGCAACAACAACAGAAGUUGUAACAACAAAACCAUACAGUUCCAGCUCAGUUACUCAAGUUUUUGCAGCACCCACUAAUGUUGUUACAACAGACCUGCCUACUGACAAUGCAAAGACAAAAUCUACUCUGCACACAGCAAUAGUAACAUCACAAACAUCUGCAGAAAAAAUAUCUGUUUUAAAAAACACUGCCACUACAGGAAAAUCUAUGGAAGCACUGGAAACAAUACUGACAGAAAGUACAGUAAUUGCAACAACAGGAACCCCUGCAAUAGGUGCAGCAUUGACUACAAUUUCUACAGAUAAGCAAUCUACAGUGGUAACAUCCAUAGAAUCUAACACAAUAUCCACGUCUGGAAUAGAUACUGAGGGCACGAUAGCUUCCAUUACAAGUAGGACAUCUGGAAGUACAACAGAAGAUGUGAAGACAAAAUCAGAACAAGCUACAACAACUUCAGAAACAGUUACAGAUAACAAGAUAACAACUAUAUAUUUAGCAAAAACAGAACAAACUACAUUGGGCACAUUGCCAGUUACAGAAACAAGAGCUACUGAAUUUGUAACUAUACAAGAUAUAAAAUCUUCAACAAUCCUGGCAUCAACAAAUGCAGAAGAUGUAGCAGCAUCUACAUAUGUCACCACCAUAGAAACAACAGCAGCUGGGACCACAAAAUAUACAGAAGCAGCAACAGAGGGCAGAGGGGAUGGAUCAACAGCAGCUGCAGAAGUUUCAGCAAUAGCAACAGCUACAGAAGCUGGGACAGCAACAACAUUCAGUUCCAGAUCCUUUACUGAAGAUUUUGCAACAACUAAUAAUGUUCCCACAGAAACGGCUACUGACAGUGUAAUGACAACCUCUGUUCCACAUACAACAAUAGCAACAUCAGAAUCAUCUGCAGUAAGUACAUCUGUAUCAGCAAAUGCUGCAACAACAGAAAUACCUAUGGAAGCACUGGCAACAACAUUGACAGAAAAUACAGAGAAUCCAACAAGAGGAACAGCUGCCAUAGGUACAACACUCACAACAAUUACUCAUACAACUACGGAAUCUGCAAUGGCAACAUCCAUAGAUGUUAAUGCAAUAUCCACAUCUGGAAUAGUUAGUGAGGGUACAACAGCUUCCAUCACAUCUAGGACACCUGGAAGACCAACAGAAGAUGUGAUGACAAAAUCAGUAGAAGCUACAACAACAUCAGGACCAGCUACAGAUAACAGUAUAACAACUAUAUAUUUAACAGAGACAGAACAGACUACAUCAGGCACAUUACCAGAUACAGAAACAGGAGCUACUGAACUCACAACUACACAAGAUAUACAAUCUUCAACAGUACUGGCAUCAAUGAACGCAGAAGAUGUAGCAGCAUCUACAUAUGUCACCUCCAUAGAGACAACAGCAGCAGGGACCACAAAAUAUACAGAAGCAGCAACAGAGAGAGGAGGGGAUGGAUCAACAGCAGCUGCAGAAGCUGCAACAAUAGCAACAGCUACAGAAGCUGGGACAGCAACAACAUUCAGUUCCAGCUCAGUUACUGAAGAGUUUGUAACACCUACUAAUGUUAUUACAACAGACAUGCUUACUAACAGUGUAAUGACAGAAUCUAUACCACAUACAACAAUAGCAACAUCAGAAACAUCUGCAGAAAGUACAACUGUAUCAACAAAUGCUGCAACAACUGGAAUAUCUAUGGAAGCAUUGGCAACAACAUUGACAGAAAGUAGAGAGAUUACUGCUAGAGGAACAGCUGCCAUAAGUACAACAGGUACAUCAAUUUCUCAACCAAACAAGGAAUCUGCAAUGGCUACAUCCAUAGCUGCUAAUAUAAAAUCCACCUCAGGAAUAGUUAGUGAAGGUACAACAGCUUCCAUCAUAGCGAGGACACCUGGAAGACCAACAGAAGAUGUGAAGACAAAAUCAGAACAAGCGACAACAACAACAUCAGGAGCAGCUACAGAUAACAAGAUAACAACUAUACAUUUAACAAAGACAGAAAAAACUACAUCAGGCACAUUACCGGUUACAGAAACAGGAGCUACUGAAUUCACAACUACACAAGACAUAAAAUCUUCAACAAUCCUAGCACUAACAAAAGCAGAAGAUGUAGCAGCAUCUACAUAUGUCACCACCAUAGAAACAACAUCAGCAGCUGGGACCACAAAAUAUACAGAAGCAGCAACAGAGGGCGGAGGGAAUGGAACAAUAGCAGCUGAAGAAGCUUCAACAAUAGCAACAGCUACAGAAGCUGGAGCAACAAAACCGUUUAGUUCCAGCUCAGUUACUAUAGAUUUUGCAACACUUACUAAUGUUCCCACAGACAUGACUACUGACAGUGUAAUGACAAACUCUGAACCACAUACAAUAGCAACAUCAGAAACUUCCACAGAAAGUACAUCUGUAUCAACAAAUGCUGUAACAACAGGAAAAUCUAUAGAAUCACUGGCAACAACAUUAACAGAAAAUACAGAGAUUGCAACAAGAGGAACAGCUGUCAUAAGAACAACAUUGGCUACAAUUAUUAAUACAACUACGGAAUCUGCAAUGGCAACAUCCAUAGAUGUUAAUUCAAUAUCCACAUCUGGAAUAGUUAGUGAAGGCACAACAGCUUCCAUCACAUCUAGGACACCUGGAAGACCAACAGAAGAUGUGAAGACAAAAUCAGUAGAAGCUACAACAUCAGGAGCAGCUACAGAUAACAGUAUAACAACUAUAUAUUUAACAGAGACAGAACAGACUACAUCAGGCACAUUACCAGUUACAGAAACAGGAGCUACUGAACUCACAACUACACAAGAUAUAAAAUCUUCAACAAUCCUGGCACCAACAAAAGCAGAAGAUGUAGCAGCAUCUACAUAUGUCACCACCAUAGAGACAACAGAAGGAGGGACAACAAAAUAUACAGAUCCAGCAACAGAGAGAGGAGGGGAUGGAUCAACAGCAGCUGCAGAAGCUGCAACAAUAGCAACAGCUACAGAAGCUGGGACAGCAACAACAUUCAGUUCCAGCUCAGUUACUGAAGAGUUUGUAACACCUACUAAUGUUAUUACAACAGACAUGCUUACUAACAGUGUAAUGACAGAAUCUAUACCACAUACAACAAUAGCAACAUCAGAAACAUCUGCAGAAAGUACAACUGUAUCAACAAAUGCUGCAACAACUGGAAUAUCUAUGGAAGCAUUGGCAACAACAUUGACAGAAAGUAGAGAGAUUACUGCUAGAGGAACAGCUGCCAUAAGUACAACAGGUACAUCAAUUUCUCAACCAAACAAGGAAUCUGCAAUGGGAACAUCCAUAGCUGCUAAUACAAUAUCCACCUCAGGAAUAGUUAGUGAAGGUACAACAGCUUCCAUCACAUCUAGGACACCUGGAAGUGCAACAGAAGAUGUGAAGACAAAAUCAGAACAAGCGACAACAACAACAUCAGGACCAGCUACAGAUAACAAGAUAACAACUAUAUAUUUAGCACAAACAGAAAAAACUACAUUGGGCACAUUACCAGUUAUAGUGGCAGACACAGAAGCUACUGAAUUUGUAACCACACAAAGUCUAAAAGUGGCAACAAACCAGGAAGCUACAAAAUCUGAUGAUAUAAUAUCAUCUACAUCUAUUGGCACUGUAGAGACAACAUCAGAAGGGACAACAAAAUAUACAGAUGCAGCAACAGAGGGCGGAGGGGAUGGAUCAACAGCAGCUGCAGAAGUUUUAACAGUAGCAACAGCUACAGCAGCUGGAACAACAAAACCAUUCAGUUCCAGCUCAGUUACUCAAGUUUUUGCAACAUCUACUAAUGUUCUCACAGACAUGCCUACUGACAUUGCAAACACAAACUCUAUACCACAUACAAUAGUAACAUCAGAAACUUCUGCAGAAAGUUCAUCUGUAUCAACAGGAAAAUCUAUAGAAGCACUGGCAACAACAUUAACAGAAAAUACAGAGAUUGCAACAAGAGGAACAGCUGCCAUAAGUACAACAUUGGCUACAAUUACUCAUACAACUACGGAAUCUGCAAUAGCAACAUCCACAGAUGUUACUACAAUAUCCACAUCUGGAAUAGUUACUGAAGGUACAACAGCUUCCAUCACAUCUAGGACACCUGGAACAACAGAAGAUGUGAAGACAAAAUCAGUAGAAGCUACAACAACAUCAGGAGCAUCUACAGAUAACAGUAUAACAACUAUAUAUUUAACAGAGACAGAACAGACUACAUCAGGCACAUUACCAGUUACAGAAACAGAAGCUACUGAAUUCACAACUACACAAGAUAUAAAAUCUUCAACAAUCCUAGCACCAACAAAAGCAGAAGAUGUAGCAGCAUCUACACAUACCACUACCAUAGAGACACCAACAGCAUGGGCAACAAUAUAUACAGAAGCAGCAACAGAGGGUGGAGGGGAUGGAACAAUCGCAGCUGCAGAGACUUCAACAAUAGCAACAGCAACAGAAGCUAGAGCAACAUCAUUCAGUUUCAGCUCAGUCACUGAAAAUUUUGCAACACCUACUAAUGCUGUUCCCACAGACAUGACUACUGACAGUGUUAUGACAAACUCCAUACCACAUACAAUAGCAACAUCAGAAACUUCUGCAGAAAGUACAUCUGUAUCAACAAAUGCUCUAACAGAAAAAUCUAUAGAAGCACUGGCAACAACAUUGACAGAAAAUACAGAGAUUGCAACAAGAGGAACAGCUGCCAUAAGUACAACAUUGGCUACAAUUACUCAUACAACUCAGGAAUCUGCAAUAGCAACAUCCACAGAUGUUACUACAAUAUCCACAUCUGGAAUAGGUACUGAAGGUACAACACCUUCCAUCACAUCUAGGACAGCUGGAAGUGCAACAGAAGAUGUGAAGACAAAGUCAGUAGAAGCUACAACAAUAUCAGGAGCUGCUACAGAUAACAAUAUAACAACUAUAUAUUUAACAAAGACAGAACAAACUUCAUCAGGCACAUUACCAGUUACGGAAACAGGAGCUACUGAAUUUGAAGCUACACAAGAUAUACAAUCUUCAACAGUACUGGCAUCAACAAAAGCAGAAGAUGUAGCAGCAUCUACAUAUGUCACCUCCAUAGAGACAACAGCAGGAGGGACAACAAAAUAUACAGAUGCAGCAACAGGGGGCGGAGGGCAUGGAUCAACAGCAGCUGCAGAAGCUUCAACAAGAGCAACAGCUUCAGAGGCUGCAACAACAAAACCAUUCAGUUCCAGCUCAGUUACUCGAGCAUUUGUAAAACCUACUCAUGUUGUUCCCACAGACAUGCCUACUGAUAGUGUAAUGACAGGAUCUACAGAUCUUGCAUCGACUAAAACAUCAGAAAAAUCUGCAGAAAGUACAUCUAUAGGUACAAUAGCUUCCAUCACAUCUGGGACACCUGGAAGUGCAACAGAAGAUGUAUUGACAAAAACAACAACAUCAUCAUCGUCAUCAUCAUUUUCUUCAUCAUCAGGAGCAGCUACAGAUAACAGAAUAACAACUAUAGAUUUAGAAAAAACAGCCACGGCUACAUCGGGCACAUUACCAGUUACAGUGGCAGAAACAGGAGCUACUGAAUGUGUGACCACACCAGCUAUAAAAGCCUCAACAAUCCUGGCAUCAACAAACGAUGCAGAUGGUAUAAUAUCAUCUACAUAUCCGGGCACCACAGAAACAACAGCAGCAGGGGCAGCUACAGAUAACAAAAUAAUGACUAUAUAUUUAGUAAAAACAGGACAAACUACAUCAGGCACAUUACCAGUUACAGAAACAACAGCAGCAGGGGCAACAAAAUAUACAGGAGCAGCAAUGGAGAGUGGAGGAGAUGGACCAACACCAACUGACGAAGUUUCGACAGUAGCAACAGCUAUAGAAGGUGUAACAACGAAACCAUUCAGUUCCAGCUCAGGUACUCAAGUUUUUGCAACACCUACCUCUCUUGCUACAACAGACAUGCCUACUUACAGUGUAAUGGCAGAAUCUACAGAUCUUGCAUCAAUAAAAACAUCAGAAACAUCUGCAGAAAGUACAUCUGUAUCAACACAAUCUGUAACAACUGGAAUCUCCAUGGAAGCACUGGCAACAACAAUGACAAAAAGUACAGAGAUUGCAACAAGAGGAACAGCUGCCAUAAGUACAACAUUGACAAAAAUUGAUCAGGCAACCAAGGAUUCUGCAAUGGGAACAUCCAUAGAAGCUAUGACAUUAUCCACAUCUGGAAUAGAUACUGAAGGCACAACAGCUUCCAUCACAUCUAGGACACCUGGAAGUGCAACAAGAGAUUUGGUGACGGAAUUACUUUUAACUGCAACAACAACAUCCGGAGCAGCUACAGAUAACAAAAUAAUGACUAUAUAUUUAGUAAAAACAGAACAAACUACAUCAGGCACAUUACCAGUUACAGAAACAGGAGCUACUGAAUUUAUAACUACACAAGAUAUAAAAUCUCCAACAAUCCUGGUAUCAACAAAAGCAGAAGAUAUAGCAGCAUCUACAUAUGUCACCUCCAUAGAGACAACAGCAGGAGGGACAACAACAUAUACAUAUGCAGAUGCAGCAACAGAGGGCGGAGGGGAUGGAUCAUCAGCAGCUGCAGAAGCUUCAACAAUAGCAACAGCUACAGAAACUGGGACAACAAAACUGUUCAGUUCCAGCUCGGUUACUGAAGGUUUUGCAACAUCUACGAAUGCUAUUAUCACAGACAUGUCUACUGACAGUGUAAUGACAAUGUCUACAGAUCUCCCAUCAAUUCAAACAUCAGGAACAUCUGCAGAAAGUACAUCUGUAUCUACAAGUGCUGUAACAACUGGAAUAUCUAUGGGAGCACUGGCAACAACACGGACUGAUAAUACAGAGAUUGCAACAAGAGGAACAGCUGCCCUAUCUACAGUGAUGACAAUUGCUCAUACAACCAAGGAUUCUGCAAUGGCAACAUCCAUAGAUGCUAAGACAGUAUCCACAUCUGGAAUAGGUACUGACGGUACAACAGCUUCCAUCACAUCUAGGACACCUGGAAGUGCAACAGCAGAUGUGAAGACAAAAUUAGUAUCAGCUACAACAUCACCAGGAACAUCUGCAGAAGACAGGAUUACAUCUACAGGGUUUGUCAAAAUAAGAACAGCUAUACCUGACAAAUUGCCAUUUACAGUUAUAGAAGCAGGAGCUGCUGAAUUUCUAACCACACCAGAUGUAAAAGCUUCUACAAUUCCGGCAUCAACAAAAUCUGUAGAAGUUAAAAUCAAUUUAGGAAGACUGGAACCAGUACAGAGAGAGAUUGUUACCAAGCACAUAGCCGUAACAGCAACCUCUGAAAAAGACACAACAGCAGCAACUAUUGUAAAAGAUGCAAGAAUAUCAACCGGCUUGCCUGCGACAGAGAAAUCUAAGCAAACUGAAUCUAUAACAUCAAUAGAAGUCACAACAGGAAUGUCUGUAGAAGGUACAACAAUUACAACACCGGGAAAAUCUUUAUAUUCUACAGUGUUUAUGGCUGCUGCAAAUCCAGGAACCGUUGCACAAACAUCUAUAAAAGCCAUAGAAACAUUGGCGUCUGAACCCUCUAUAGAAAAUUCAACACCAAAUACAGGUACUGCAACAGCAAUAACAGCUGCAAAAAGCAAAACACCCAUACAAUCUACAAUAAUAUCCCUAACACAAAGAGAUGCUGGAGUUACAACAUUCUCAAUAAAAUCUAUAGUAGCAGCUACAGGAACAGUUCACGAUAGUACAGCAGCUUCCGUAGCAGCUAUAACAUUAACCCCACGAGGAACAAUUCCAGCAGGAAGUAAAACAACAUCUAAAGAUGUUGCAAAAAGUACAAUUACAGAAGCUCUAGCAAAAACAUCUGUUUCACAGGGUACAAUAAAAACAUUAGAACCAACUGUAGGUAGUAUACAAACAUCUACAGAUGCUAAGACAAUGGGAAUAGCAAAUUACACUGGAACCAUCCCGAAUUUAGAAAUGUCAACUAUAUUAACAGAAACACCAGCUGCAGAGGAUACAAGAACAACUAUAUAUGCUUCAACACCAGGUGCUGUAUCCACAUCAUCUAUAGGAGGUACAUCAAUAGUAACAUCUAGCAUAGCAUCUGAAGGUAAAUCAAUAUCUACAGCAGCCACAACAAAAGAAAAAGCUGUAGAGAGUGUAACAUCAACAUCUAGAGAUGCCACAGCAGUUUCAACAACCAACACAUCUAUAGAAGUAUCUUUACCAACUACAGAUAUGAAAAUAACAACAACAGCUCAAGAAGUUGUAGUAACAACAACAGUCAAAGAACGUAUGACAGUAUCUACAAUAGGAACAGCUCCCUAUAGCACUGCAACACCUAUAAUCUCCACAGAUGGUUCCAAAUCAAAUACAGAAUCUACAACAGAUAGAAAACAUGCAGAAUUGCUAACAUCAGAAGCCAUAGGCACUACAAUGUCAAAAACAUCAACAGAUUCAGAAAGUGCAACAAAUACCCUAACAAGAACUUCAGAAGCUUUAUCUGUAUCUAAACAUGCAACAACAUUAUCCAUCAGAGAAGAUGAACCAAGUACAUCAAUAUCUAGUGAUGCUAUAACAACAAGCAUGGUUGCAGAUGUUGUAACAGCUACAGAAGUUACAACAUCAAUAGCAAUGGCUUUAAAUAGUACAACAUCAUCUGCAAAUGGUCUAAAAAUAGGAACAGCAACUAAAUCUACAACUAAAACACUAGAAGGUAUAACACUUACCGAUGCUACAACAACAGGAACAGCUAUAUCCAGAGAAUCAGCUACAAACGUAAUGGCAGGAACAGCUUCACAAGGUAUAACAGUUAUGGAUUCUACAAUAACAGGAACAGCUUCAGAAGGUAUAACAACACUUACUGAUACUACGAGAACAGGAACAGCUAAAUCCAGAGACUCAACUACAAUAGUAAUGCCAGGAACAGCUUCAGAAGGUAUAACAGUUAUGGAUACUACAAUAACAGGAACAGCUUCAGAAGGUAUAACACUUACCGAUACUACAACAACAGUAACAGCUAUAUCCAGAGAAUCAGCUACAAUAGUAAUGCCAGGAACAGCUUCAGAAGGUAUAACAGUUAUGGAUACUACAAUAACAGGAACAGCUUCAGAAGGUAUAACACUUACCGAUACUACAACAACAGUAACAGCUAUAUCCAGAGAAUCAGCUACAAUAGUAAUGGCAGGAACAGCUUCAGAAGGUAUAACAGUUAUGGAUUCUACUAUAACAGGAACAGCUUCAGAAGGUAUAACAACACUUACUGAUGCUACAACAACAGGAACAGCUAAAUCCAGAGAAUCAGCUACAAUAGUAAUGCCAGGAACAGCUUCACAAGGUAUAACAGUUAUAGAUUCUACAAUAACAGGAACAGCUUCAGAAGGUAUAACAACACUUACUGAUACUACGAGAACAGGAACAGCCAAAUCCAGAGAAUCAACUACAAUAGUAAUGCCAGGAACAGCUUCAGAAGGUAUAACAGUUAUGGAUACUACAAUAGCAGGAACAGCUUCAGAAGGUAUAACAACACUUACUGAUACUACGAGAAUAGGAACAGCUAAAUCCAAAGAAUCAGCUACAAUACUAAUGUCAGGAACAGCUUCAGAAGGUAUAACAGUUAUGGAUACUGCAAUAACAGGAACAUCUUCAGAAGGUAUAACAACACUUACUGAUGCUACAACAACAGGAACAGCUAAAUCCAGAGAAUCAACUACAAUAGUAAUGCCAGGAACAGCUUCAGAAGGUAUAACAGUUAUGGAUACUACAAUAACAGGAAUAGCUUCAGAAGGUAUAACAAAACUUACUGACACUACAACAACAGGAACAGCUAAAUCCAAAGAAUCAGCUACAAUACUAAUGUCAGGAACAGCUUCAGAAGGUAUAACAGUUAUGGAUACUGCAAUAACAGGAACAUCUUCAGAAGGUAUAACAACACUUACUGAUGCUACAACAACAGGAACAGCUAAAUCCAGAGAAUCAGCUACAAUAGUCAUGCCAGGAACAGCUUCAGAAGGUAUAACAGUUAUGGAUACUACAAUAACAGGAACAGCUUCAGAAGGUAUAACAGUUAUGGAUACUACAAUAACAGGAACAGCUUCAGAAGGUAUAACAACACUUACUGAUGCUACAACAACAGGAACAGCUAAAUCCAGAGAAUCAGCUACAAUACUAAUGUCAGGAACAGCUUCAGAAGGUAUAACAGUUAUGGAUGCUUUAAUAACAGGACCAGCUUCCGAUGGUAUAACAAUACAUACUGAAGCUACAACAACAGGAACAGCUAAAUACAGAGAAUCAACUAUAAUAGAAAUGCCAGGAACAGCUUCAGAAGGUAUAACAGUUACAGAUGCUUUAAUAACAGGAACCGCUUCAGAGGGUAUAACAAUACAUACUGAAGCUACAACAACAGGAACAACUACAGAAGCUGUAAGGACAUUGGCUGAAACUACAAAAAUGUCAUCAAGAGUAAGAGGGACAACUAUUGAUAAAACAAAAGAAGAAUUUACAACAAUAGGAAUUACGGGAACAUCUGGAGAUAUCACAGCGUUAUCUGACAACACUACAAAAACAACAACUAAUAUAGAAGCUAAAGCAGCUUCUUCAGAUAGUUUGUUGGUAACAUCUAUGACCUUUACAAAAGAUUCACCUACAGUGUUUACAGAUUCUACAACAAAAACAGCAACAACCCAAACAGUUGCACAAAGUUCACCUAUAGGUGCAACAACAAUCGUAAAGGAAGUAUCUACAGGAAUUGAAAGUUCAACCACUACAGGUAUAACAACAUCACUACCUACAACAACAGCUGCACAAGUCACAACAAUAUAUCCAGAUAUCACAGGAACUUCAACCACAGAAACAGAAGCUACUUUAGCCACUUCAAAGCAUAGUGCAACAGCAGUAACUGUGGAAUCAGCAUCAGCCAGCACAGUUAAAGACAUUACAUCAACAUUUGCAGAAAUAAUUCCCACAGAGACUGAAACUACAACUGAAAUAUCAACAAUUUCAGAAACUACAAACCCAUCAGAUUCACCUCUAGUAGACGUUGUGCAUACAAUUGCUCCAACAAUAGGUGUAACCACAUCAAGUAUGAGAAUUGUGGAAUCAUCUACCAUGUCAUCAACAGAAUCUACAUUGCAUAAAGAAGGUACGACGGCUUCAACUACAAUGGCAAUGGCAACAGAAAUAGCAACACUACCACUGACUUCACAAUUAACAACAGAAAGUAAAAUUGUAACUACAGAAAAUGUCACUGUACCAAUUCCAAGUACAGAAUUAAGUGCUAUUAUCACACUGUCAAGAGAAACACAAGAGAACAAUACAUCACAUACUGGAAAUACAAGAGGGCCAAGUUUACCCACUAUAGAAGUAGAAAUUACAACUACACCAAGUAUGAUUACAACAAUGGGAUCUGUUCCUGGUUUAACUGGUAUAGAUAAUAUUGCUCUUCUAACAGCAAAAACAGUUGCAUCAACUAGAAGCAUAGCAGAAACAACCAAAGAUUCAACUGUGCAACUCACUGCCACUACAGCAAAGUCUACAACACUGAUUGGUACCGGGAUGUUCACAGAGCAUAAGAUCUUAGCAACAUGGAAUACAGGUACAUCAUUUGUAGGAGGAAUUACUGAAAUAACAUACACACCUAAAGAUGCUAGAAUAUCACCAGUAAUAGACAGUUCAAUGUCAACCAGAUUGUAUACGGAAACAUUAACAGAAAGAACAAGACCAGCUGUAAAUACUGCAACAAUAGAAAACAAUACAAAUGUAAAAACAACAAGUUUCAACUUAGAAAAAUCUGCAACUACAAAAGCAACAACUGAGUUAACCAGUGAAAAUAUAAACAAAACAUUUUCAAAGAGUAUAAAAACAUCAGCCCAAAUAUCUACUACCGAAUCCAAACCUGUUGAAACACCAGCACAAAAGUUAAUUUCCACAAAUGUUAAACCUCUUACUGAACUUAAGGUCACAUCAACUAGAGAAACCAUACCAGUUUUAACUACAUCACUUACAGGAGUGACAGAAAUCACAACUGUAGGAGAAACAAAAAAUUCAACAAUGGCAAAUACAGUAGAGUCUGCAACUACAGCAAAGACAAAUGCAAGUAUAACCAUGGGAGCAGUAAUUGCAACAUCUCUUGCAUCAAAUUUGGGAGCAGCAAAGUAUGCAACUGCAGCAAUGAAAAAGGCAAGCACAACCAUGGGAGCUAUAAUUGCAGCAUCUCUUACAUCAAAUAUGGGAGCAGCAAAGUCUGCAACUACAGCAAUGAAAAAAACAAGCACAACCAUGGGAGCUAUAAUUGCAGCAUCUCAUGCAUCAAAUUUGGGAGCAGCAAAAGACAGUACAACAAAAGUCACAGAAAACACAUCUACUGCUGUAAUUACCAAGGAUACAACAAGAUCAUUUAUAGCAACAAGUUUACAAGGUACAAAAGAGUUCACUAGAAGCACAGCAACUGUAAAACCCAUAACAACAAUACUUCCAAAGUUACCAACAUCUGAUAUUAAUAUCGAUCUGCUGACAAUUAACUCUACAAAAGCGGGAGUGACAACGGAUGUUACAGCAUCAACACUUGCCACAGCAAGGACAAUAAACACAGCUGUAAUAUCUGCAUUCCCUACAGAGAUGGCAACUACUAAAAAUAUGGAGAUUAAAAAAAUAGUGACAACUUUAAAAGCUGCAACGGCAGUAAACACAACCAGUAUAGGUGCAUUAACUACAGAAUUAACAUCAGCUGUAACUAAGGAAACACAAAAAGAAGUUGCUACAAAAGCUAUGUCAGGCCCAACUUCAAUUAUAGGUUUAUUGCCGUUGCAGACUGUAUCAGCCAUACUUUAUACUGCAGAAGCAAGCACAAUGGGAACUACAGUGACUGAACAUGCUAAACAAACAACUGCAGAAGUUACAAUGAGGCCAAGUACAACAAAUAAAUCUGUGAUUGCCAGGGAUAUUCCAACCUAUCUCUCAACUACUAAAUCAUCUACUGAAAAGACUACAAAAUCCACAAAUGUAUCAACAAUAACUACAUUAACAAGCCUAAAAAGUAACAAAACUAUUACUACAACAAAAGAAAGUCAUAUCAAUGUAACAAUGGGGACUAUUGAUACAAAAAGAUCAAUAAAUACUACAGAAAGCAGACUGACUGUUAGAGAACCGACUGGAGGAUAUAGGACCAGUGGAGUAACACCAAACACAAAAGAAAUUGGAACAACCACCAAGAAAUAUAUUACAGUUACUGAAAACAGAACAACUCCUUACAGAAAGACACAUUUUACAACCAACACAACUGCAAUCAGUAAAACAAUGCAAACAUCAAGUAUAACAAGACCACCAGUGGUAAGUGAAUAUGCUGAUUUGCCCAGCUGGGGAAUCAUUCUUGUUUGCCUGGGAGUCAUGUUUGGAACAAUGCUGUCUUUGCUUCUCUGUUGCGGGAUAAUGUACCUGAGAAGACAAUCUAAUUUCACCAGAAAUGUCUAUGUAGUUAAUGAACCAUGA